This is a messenger RNA of Mya arenaria, 1242 nucleotides long. RefSeq names its product clumping factor A-like. The transcript has 5 exons. The coding region runs from base 1 to 1242 and encodes 413 amino acids. The record is from RefSeq and is a predicted model, not a curated record. NCBI's taxonomy places the organism in Eukaryota, Metazoa, Mollusca, Bivalvia, Myida, Myidae.
AUGGACACCGACCCUACCUACGACAUAGGCACCGACCCUACCUGCGACAUGGACACAGACCCUACCUACGACGUAGGCAUAUACCUCACCUACGAUAUAGGCACCGACCCUACAUACGACAUAGGCACCGACCCUACCAACGACAUAAUCACCGACCCUACCUACGACAAAGGCACCGACCCUACCUACAACAUAGGCACCGAUCCUACCUACGACAUAAGCAACGACCCUACCUACGACAUAGGCACCGACCCUACCUACGACAUAGGUACCGAUCCUACCUACGACAUAGGCAUCGACCCUACAUACGACAUAGGCACCUACCCUACCUUCAAAGUAGACUCCGACCAUACCUACGACAUAGGCAUCGACCUCACCUACGAUAUAGGCACCGACCCUACCUUCCACAAAGGCAUCGACCUUACCUACGACAUAGGCACCGAUCCUAAAUACGAUAUAGGCACCGACCCUACCUACGAUAUAGGUACCGACCCUAAAUACGAUAUAGGCACCGACCCUACCUAUGACAUAGACACAGACCCUACCUACGAUAUAGGCACCGACCCUACCUACGACAUGGACACCGACCCUACCUACGACAUAGGCACCGACCCUACCUGCGACAUGGACACAGACCCUACCUACGACGUAGGCAUAUACCUCACCUACGAUAUAGGCACCGACCCUACAUACGACAUAGGCACCGACCCUACCAACGACAUAGUCACCGACCCUACCUACGACAAAGGCACCGACCCUACCUACAACAUAGGCACCGAUCCUACCUACGACAUAAGCAACGACCCUACCUACGACAUAGGCACCGACCCUACCUACGACAUAGGUACCGAUCCUACCUACGACAUAGGCAUCGACCCUACAUACGACAUAGGUACCAACCAUACCUACGACAUAGGCACCGACCCUAUCUAUGAAAAAGGCACCGAUCCUACCUACGACGUAGGCACCGAACCUACCUACGACGUAGACACCGAACCUACCUACGACAUAGGCACCGACUCUACCUACGACAUAGGCACCGACUCUACCUACGACAUAGGUACCGACCCUACCUACGACAUAGGCACUGACUCUACCUACGACAUAGGCACCGACUCUACCUACGACAUAGGCACUGACUCUACCUACGACAUAGGUACCGACCCUACCUACGACAUAGGCACUGACUCUACCUACGACAUAGGCACCGACCCUACCCUGAAAUCACCUCUUCCUUCCUGA